Oreochromis aureus is the source of this 5141-nucleotide messenger RNA. RefSeq names its product receptor tyrosine-protein kinase erbB-4-like. The transcript has 28 exons. Gene Ontology annotation, biological process: protein phosphorylation; positive regulation of kinase activity; positive regulation of cell population proliferation. Lineage: Eukaryota; Metazoa; Chordata; Actinopteri; Cichliformes; Cichlidae. The record is from RefSeq and is a predicted model, not a curated record. Bases 278 to 4402 code for a protein of 1374 amino acids. Gene Ontology annotation, molecular function: epidermal growth factor receptor binding; ATP binding; transmembrane receptor protein tyrosine kinase activity. Gene Ontology annotation, cellular component: basal plasma membrane; signaling receptor complex.
UUUACACUGUUUAGACAAGCUUUUCAGAGCGUGCGUAGGAAACUAUUAUUCGACUGUUUCUGCUGUCAAGUAAGCCACAAUUUUAAGCCCGAAGGCUCAGAGAGGACAGGAAAAGGACACUCGGACAAACUGCAAACUUACUUAAAAGCAACAAAAGUCCCCAAAGUCGCACGCUCAAGAGGCGUCAAACGCAAACGAUCCAUCCUUUCUGGCUGCUUCAGGGAAGGAUACGCUGCUGGACAUGUGAAUUUAAAGGGGAUACUUGCUAAGCACAACAAUGAAACCAACGACUGCCCAGUGUUGCUUCGGCUUUCUUCUGAUUUGCCUCUUGUUUGGGUUUAGCUUUUCACAAUCAGUAUGUGCUGGAACAGAGAACAAGCUGAGCACGCUGUCGGACCUGGAGCAGCAGUAUCGCACUCUGAGGAAAUACUAUGAGAGCUGUGAAGUUGUAAUGGGCAACCUCGAGAUCACAAGCAUUGACCGCAGUCGUGACCUCACCUUCCUCAGAUCUAUCAGGGAAGUGACAGGCUAUGUGUUGGUGGCUCUGAACCAGUUUGACUACCUGCCAUUAGAGAACUUGAGAAUCAUCCGAGGAACCAAGCUAUACGAGGACCGCUACUCCCUUGCAAUCUUCCUCAAUUACAGACGUGAUGGAAACUUUGGCCUGCGCCAGUUGGGUCUAAAAAAUCUCACAGAGAUCCUAAAUGGAGGUGUUUAUGUUGACCAAAACAAGUUCUUGUGCCAUGCGGACACAAUCCAUUGGCAAGAUAUCGUCAAGUACCCACGGAUCCAACCUGUGGUGGUGCCCACCAACAGCAGUGUCACAUGUCAAAAAUGCCACCGUUCCUGCAAUGGUCGCUGCUGGGGACCCAAAGAGGACCAGUGCCAAAGCUUAACUAAGACAGUGUGUGCGGAGCAGUGUGACGGCCGUUGCUUUGGUCCCUUUGUUAGUGACUGCUGCCACCGUGAGUGUGCAGGUGGCUGUUAUGGCCCAAAGGACACAGACUGCUUUGCCUGCACCAACUUUAAUGACAGUGGGGCAUGUGUGACCCAGUGCCCUCAGCCAUUUGUCUACAACCCUACCACCUUCCAGCUGGAGCAUAACCCUAGGGCAAAGUACACCUAUGGAGCUUUCUGCGUCAAGAAGUGUCCACAUAACUUUGUGGUAGACCACAGCUCCUGUGUGAGAGCAUGCCCCAGUAACAAGAUGGAGGUGGAGGAGAAUCGCAUUAAGAUGUGCAUCCCUUGUACUGACAUCUGUCCAAAAGCAUGUGACGGGAUAGGCACAGCAAGCCUACAGACUGCUCAGACAGUGGACUCCAACAACAUUGACAAGUUUGUCAACUGCACCAAAAUCAAUGGCAACCUGGUGUUCCUCAUUACUGGAAUCAAAGGGGAUGUCUAUCAUAACAUUGAAGCUUUGGACCCGGAAAAACUCAAUGUAUUCCGCACCGUUCGGGAAAUUACAGGUUUUCUAAACAUUCAGUCAUGGCCUGACAACAUGACAGACUUGAGUGUUUUCUCCAACCUGGCUACUAUUGGGGGAAGAGCAUUGUACAGUGGGAUCUCUCUGCUGGUGUUGAAGCAGCCGGGGAUCACAUCACUUCAGCUUCAGUCUCUGAGAGAGAUCAGUGCUGGGAAUGUCCACAUUGCAGAGAACAGCCAGCUUUGCUACUACAACACUGUCAAUUGGACAAGACUGUUCCGUACUACAAACCAAAAGGUUCUUAUUCGCAACAACCGAAGUCCACAGGAAUGCUCCAAGGAGCACAUGGUGUGUGACCCACUGUGUUCAGAUGCUGGAUGUUGGGGUCCUGGCCCAGACCAAUGCCUGUCCUGCCGAUAUUUCAGUCGUGGACGAACGUGUGUAGAAUCCUGCAAUCUCUAUGAGGGGGAUAUUCGAGAAUAUGCCAAUGGGUCAGUGUGCGUAGAGUGUGAUGCCCAGUGUGAAAGAGCUGACGGUGACUCUUUGACCUGUCUUGGGCCGGGCCCAGAGCAUUGUGUGAAAUGCCUUCAUUUCAAAGACGGUCCAAACUGUGUGGAAAAGUGUCCCGAUGGCCUGCAAGGUGCCAACAGCUUCAUCUUCAAGUACGCUGAAGCCAACAACGAAUGCCAUCCCUGCCAUGCUAACUGCACCCAAGGGUGCAUUGGACCGAGACUUCAAGACUGCAUUGGCUGGAUGGACAGAACCCCUCUGAUUGCAGCAGGGGUAAUCGGAGGCCUCUUCAUGGUGGUGAUCAUGGUACUCAGUGUAGCAGUGUCUGUGCGACGGAAGAACAUUAAGAAAAAGAGGGCCCUUCGCCGCUUCCUGGAGACAGAGUUGGUUGAACCUUUAACACCCAGUGGAACGGCGCCCAAUCAAGCCCAGCUUCGCAUCCUGAAAGAAACAGAACUUAAAAGAGUCAAGAUCCUCGGCUCCGGAGCUUUUGGAACUGUUUACAAGGGUAUCUGGGUCCCAGAAGGGGAAACUGUGAAAAUCCCUGUUGCCAUUAAAAUCCUAAAUGAGGCCACAGGACCCAAGGCUAAUGUGGAAUUCAUGGAUGAGGCUCUGAUCAUGGCUAGCAUGGAGCACCCGCACCUGGUCCGACUGCUGGGUGUCUGCUUGAGUCCGACAAUCCAGCUGGUCACACAGCUGAUGCCUCACGGAUGCCUGCUCGACUAUGUCCACGAGCACAAAGACAACAUUGGAUCACAGCUAUUGCUCAACUGGUGUGUCCAGAUAGCCAAGGGAAUGAUGUAUCUAGAGGAGCGUAGGCUUGUCCACAGGGAUUUGGCAGCCCGAAAUGUUCUGGUCAAAUCUCCCAACCACAUCAAGAUCACUGACUUUGGCCUGGCUCGUCUGUUGGAUGUCAAUGAAAAAGAAUAUAAUGCUGAUGGAGGAAAGAUGCCCAUCAAAUGGAUGGCCCUUGAGUGUAUUCAUUACAGGAAGUUCACCCAUCAGAGUGACGUUUGGAGUUAUGGUGUAACCAUUUGGGAGCUGAUGACCUUUGGAGGGAAGCCAUAUGAUGGGAUUUCUACCAGAGAUAUCCCAGAUCUGUUAGAGAAGGGAGAGCGUCUGCCUCAGCCACCCAUCUGCACCAUUGACGUUUACAUGGUCAUGGUCAAAUGCUGGAUGAUUGAUGCAGACAGUCGACCCAAGUUCAAGGAGCUGGCUGCUGAGUUCACUCGAAUGGCUCGAGAUCCCCAAAGAUAUCUUGUCAUCCAGGGUGAUGAUCGCAUGAAGCUGCCCAGCCCCAGUGACAGCAAGUUCUUCCAGAGCCUCUUAGAUGAGGAGGAACUAGAUGAUCUGAUGGAUGCUGAGGAGUACUUGGUGCCCCACUCCUUCAACAUUCCCCCACUGGCAUACACUCCACGCACAAGGAUGGACUCCAACAAGAACCAAUUUGGCUGUCAGGAUCCCAGUUUCAGCAUGGAGGAUAUGCUGGCCGCCAUGCCGAGAGUGAUCUCUGGUCCCCCUGUUUCUGGAAGCUGCCUCGCUCCACAGGAACUUGCCUCAGGAGGAAAAAUUGUUGGUGGAUUUGGCCGUGGUAGCCAGGAUGACCCCCGCUGCAAUGGCACUCUGAGAAAACAGGCAUCCCCAAGGUCAAGCACCCUUGAGGCUGGCUCAACUCUCACCACAGUGCAAGGCGGAGGUGAGGACAGUAAUGGACAGCGUUACAGCGCCGAUCCCACCGGUCUUUUAGCAGAGCGAGGAGCAAAAGGCGAUCCCAUGAGAGACAAGAGCAAUUCAGAUUAUCUCAUCCCUGUAGAGGAAAACCCCUUUGUCACACGGCGUAGGAAUGGAGAUGCCCACACAGUGAUUGAUGGAGCUAGCUGCCACACUCUGCAUUUGGCUGGAGCCACUGCUGCCCCCAAAAGUCAAUCCACUCAUGGUGAUGAUGAGUAUGUCAACGAGCCACUGUACCUGAAUACCCUCCUCAACGCUGGGGCCAAGAAUGGAUUGGCUGGCACGGUCUCCAUCUCUGGCUCUGGAUCCUCUGUUGCACAAUCAGUACUGCAGACAGUCAACCCACCAACAUCAAGCCACACCAUCUCCUCCACUGGAUAUGUGGUACCCCCUGGCCACCUCCCCCACCCAUCGUAUCCAUCACACACCCUGCAUCCGGGGCAUUCAGGACACGCUCUGCACUCAGGCAUUACCAGCAGCACCAUCAUGUUUGAUAAGAAAGGCAAGAAAGCCACUUUUGACAAUCCUGAAUACUGGCAGCAUAGUCUCCCUCCCAAGUCCUCACUGCACAACCCUGAGUACCUGCAGGACUGCAGCACACGCUUCUUCUACCGCCAGAAUGGACGCAUUCGCCCUGCUGUGGCUGAAAACCAGGAAUACUUGUCAGAGGCUGCUAUGAAAACAGGCAAUGUAUUGCCACCCCCUCCAUACAGACAGAGGAACACUGUGGUGUAGUGACCCACCUGUAGCACAUUAGCGAUGAAUAGAGGGGUAUGGGUGGGGAUGAAUGGACAGUAAACAGUCCUCACUUUUCCAUGCUGUUCUUCUCAAACUGGGUUCUUCUUUCACCUUUCCUUAACACUUCUCUUUGUCAUGUCUGCUAAUCUUGUAUUCUCACUCACUGGUUUUGCAUUUAUAUGACAAAACUAUAAUAACAUUCACUAACGGCCUCUUUUGUUACUUUGUCCUUGGCCCCCAAAGCAAACACAGACAUCUCUUUGUGGUGUAUUCUGUCCUGGAAAAGAAAAAGUCCUGUUUUUUAGAAUCAAAAUUGCACAUAAAUAAUAUUAACACAAUCAAAGAUGAAAAGAGGAGGAAAAAAUAAACUGUGGUUAGCCCCAGCACGAUUAUUUCCAUGACCUUACAUGUCUUUCUUUAUACACCCUUAAACCACUGUUCACUGUCCUUUUGGCACAUUUUCCAUCCAGCUAGAUGCACACAUUGUACUAUUCACAAACUGCUAUUGCUUGGGUGCAGUCAAUCAAAUGUCCAUGCACAUAGAGUUGUGUCAUGACUUACCAGCAAACCUGCAGUCAUGCUGAAGAGCCCAGAUGUGGCCUGCAUGCCUGCCCUCAUGCUGCUUUGACUAUUACGUUUUACUGCACCAGUAAUGAAAUUCAGACAUUUAUCACACACAUAUUUCAAAUCAUACCUGAAAUAUGUUAACAUGCCUGUAGGCUUGACACACCUACUA